UGCAUGUUAAUGCCAAAUGUGAAUAGGGCCUGUCUGUGUUAAAUUGUCAUCAUAUCCAUCUAUCUACAUGUAUUUUCCUCUCAUGUUUCAUUCAUUCUCAUCUUCUCUGCAUUUUCCAGGCUUGGACUACAAAUGCGCCGAAAGUCUGUAAUCGAGGAGGCGGAUCGACAGAGUCUCAUAAGAGCCUUCGCCUCUCGUGCUAUUGCCGCUCACAAACUGUGUGGCGGAAAUGGAAAGUUACUCGACAAGUUGCCCAAGUCAGAAAGCAACAUCAGCUUCCUCUCAGAUGAACGGCCGCUCACCACACAAAAUCCACUUUACUGGGAUGGAGCGUCCAGUAGUCCAGAGCCCAACUCGGAGGUGCAAAGGGUCGGUGGGUUUCUAGACAGUGACAUCCCAUCUCCGACGAGCCCCAUCAGCCAGAUGACUUCUUGGUCAUUGCCGUCCCGUAUUCGAGGACGAGGGCUUUACGAUGCUCUGCGCCGGCAGGCACUCUGGGACCCCACUGAAUGGGAGGAGCAAGAGCUGAAGGCGGGGCUUAAGGACAGCAGGGAAGAACUUGAUACUGAUGUAGAUCAAAGUAGUCGAAGCACAGAAACAAAGCUGUCGGUCCGAGAACAAGCCAGACAGUUUGAGCAGCAAGCUUUAGCCGAACGGACACCCAGACAGAGCCGGGACUCUUACGCAUCUCUGGAUCCGGACGACCCACUGCUAAGCGCCUUCAUGUUCUCAUCCAGUCCAAUUUCUGUUGGCAAGGACAUCCCACCCUGCAUUAUCAUCACCGGGGGUGACGGCGAGACUCCUCCCCCACCCAUGGCUCAGCGGCCGACUCCACCCGUCCUGAGGAAGUUCAGCUCCAGUAUAUCCAAUUACAUGACGGUGGAGCCUUGUGAGAUCACAUUGGAAUUCAUAUCGGACUCUCCGGAAAGUCCUCCACCCCCUCAUCCUGUCCCAUCCUGCUCUUUUCUUUCUCCUCCACCUCUGCAACAGGACUUCACCCCACCACCAACCCCAACUCCUGUUCAGUCUCCUGUCUCAGUUCAGUCUCCAACUCCUACACCUAAACUAAGAGGGAUCCUCAAGAGCACGCCCAGAUCCGCUGACAGCAUUGAUGUGAAAGAUGGCAGCAGUUGCGAAGGAGGAAGUAAAGACUCCACGACUGUUGUGCUAAAAGAGCCAGAGUCUAAACCAGGCGAAACAGACAGCAGCCAAUCAGAAUCAGACUCUUCUGCUCAGCCCUCAAACCAACCAAUCCCAGUGGAAUGAGAGAUCGCCCCCCACCCCAGCCCUUCAUUUCUGAAUGAACUCUGGAACUCUUUUUUAAUACCUUCUUUCCUACACCUCCUCUGUUUCAUUACUUACUUUUUCAUCUAUUUUGAGGGCACUUUACUUU
This is a messenger RNA of Sinocyclocheilus rhinocerous, 1393 nucleotides long. RefSeq names its product protocadherin-15-like. The record is from RefSeq and is a predicted model, not a curated record. The transcript has 2 exons. The coding region runs from base 133 to 1266 and encodes 377 amino acids. Lineage: Eukaryota; Metazoa; Chordata; Actinopteri; Cypriniformes; Cyprinidae.